Plasmodium gallinaceum is the source of this 846-nucleotide messenger RNA. RefSeq names its product mitochondrial ribosomal protein L28 precursor, putative. Bases 1 to 846 code for a protein of 281 amino acids. Gene Ontology annotation, cellular component: mitochondrial large ribosomal subunit. NCBI's taxonomy places the organism in Eukaryota, Apicomplexa, Aconoidasida, Haemosporida, Plasmodiidae. The record is from RefSeq and is a predicted model, not a curated record. Gene Ontology annotation, molecular function: structural constituent of ribosome. The transcript has a single exon.
AUGCCUAAAAAUUUAAAUUUAUUCGGAAAAUAUUUAAGAAGACUUGGUAAAAGUCACAAAAAAGGUUUUAAAAAAAAACAGAUAAUUCAUCCAAUUCCUGUUAAGGCAUAUGGUAGAGUACCUUCAGCUGCUUCACAGACAGGUUUAUAUCAUGAUGAAGAUUUUAAUUAUUAUACAAAAGUCUCAUAUUCUUUAAAAAAAACAAGAAUUAAACUUAAGCCAAAUGUUUUUAAAAAGCAUAUUGUUAGUAAUAUAUUAAAUACAAUUAUACCAAAUGUUCGAAUAACAACCAGUGCAUUACAUGCUAUAGAUGAUGCAGGUGGAUUUGAUAAUUAUAUUUUAAGAACAUCUCCUGAAGAACUUAGAUCAAAUUUUGGAGAAAAACUUAGAAAUGUUAUGUAUUUUUAUAUGUCUCACCCAAAUAUUCGAUCCUUAUCUUUACCAUGGAAAACCUUUAUGAAUAAAUCUCAACAAUGUGACUAUUAUUAUGCAAUAUAUCAACAUUUAAGAAAAAAAAGGUUAAAUGAAUUAUACAAAAAAAAAGAAUCAGGAAAAUAUUCUCCUUAUUACUUACCUAAUGAUAAAAAUUUACAUCCACAAAGACAACCAUUUUCUUUAAACACGGAAAUUAAUCAUUUAAAUUUGUGGUACAAUAAUAAUAAAUUAUUAAAAAAAGCCUUUAUUGAAAAAUUAAAAGAAGCUAAAUCAUUUGAUCAAGCUUAUACAGAUCACCACUUUUUAGAUAGUUACAAAAAAGGAAGAGGAAGAGGAGGAGGUGGAAAACAUGGAAGAACUCCACGAAAGAGAUCAAAAACUUAUAAAUAUUUUGAAAUUAGACCAUAUUAG